Canariomyces notabilis is the source of this 795-nucleotide messenger RNA. RefSeq lists its product as uncharacterized. The coding region runs from base 101 to 574 and encodes 157 amino acids. The transcript is spliced from 2 exons. The record is from RefSeq and is a predicted model, not a curated record. Lineage: Eukaryota; Fungi; Ascomycota; Sordariomycetes; Sordariales; Chaetomiaceae.
CAACCCUAGCCAUUCAGACCCGGAAGCGUGAGCACAUUCCUACCCAGGAGCAUACGCCUGGUGCUGGGCCGCAAACGCCGCAAGCGGCUCGCUGAUUUCCAUGCCUGGAUCCAAGAUUCAGACACGGAAAAAAUUUUUGCAAUGGCGUUUGAGGCCCAAGUCUCCAUCUGCCACAUGCCUAACACCUCCUAAAAAGGCUCCUGCGCUGUCACUGGUGAUUUUCCAUCCAUGCCAGGGCUACACUAGAGUUAGUGUACUCUCCAGUUCAUGCCGGUCAACGUGUCAGCCGCUCUACCGCCCUGCCUCCCUGCGCUGUGAAGUUUUUGCCUUAAAGGCGACCAGCCAUGCAUGCUGCAAGGAAGCCCGAAGAAUUCCGCAGUUGUUUUCCUCAUUCCGAACAUAUCCGCAGCUGGUUGGCCACGAUCCGGCUUCCCGACUGGCUUAUCUACUUGGGACCUGUUCGAGGCGGUUGGUCUGUCAGUGUGUACGGAUACUCAGGUACGUAAGGUAUACACCAAAGAUUUUGCAGGCUGCCGGUCGGGCAGGAACGGGCGACAAUCUCUGCCUAGAGUAGGUAUCGAAGACGCUGAUUCAUCCCCGUCCGAUCCCCGGCAACACCCGCUUGCCACUGGCUUUAUGUGUGGUGUGCCUGCCUAGCCUUGUGUGGCAUGAGAAGCCGUCCCUCGGAAGACACCCGACUCCACCUGCCGGCCGUCCCCCGGACUCGGCAGCAGAUCACAACUAAGAGCCCAGAGCCUCGCCGGGCAACCCCGUGUGUUUGUGUGGCCCUGUACU